AUGCCUGCAAUAGCCUUUGGACGCUUCGAUGAUUCUUUUAGUUUAGGCUCUUUGAAGGCCUACCUUGCUGAGUUCAUCUCCACCUUGCUCUUCGUCUUCGCCGGAGUUGGUUCCGCCAUAGCUUAUGGAAAGUUGACAUCUGAUGCUGCUCUUGACCCGGCUGGGCUUGCGGCUGUGGCUAUUUGCCAUGGAUUCGCUCUCUUUGUGGCGGUCUCCAUCGGAGCCAACAUCUCCGGUGGUCAUGUUAAUCCCGCCGUCACCUUUGGGUUGGCUCUUGGGGGACAGAUUACUAUCAUCACCGGCUUCUUCUACUGGAUUGCCCAGCUUAUUGGAUCCAUUGUGGCAUGCUACCUCCUCAAAAUUGUCACCGGAGGCUUGGCAAUUCCAAUCCACAGUGUGGCCUCUGGUGUAGGAGCUAUUGAAGGAGUUGUUAUGGAGAUCAUUAUCACUUUUGCUUUGGUUUACACAGUCUAUGCCACAGCAGUUGACCCAAAGAAAGGUUCAUUGGCAACUAUUGCCCCCAUGGCCAUUGGUUUCAUUGUUGGUGCCAACAUUUUGGCUGCAGGCCCGUUCUCCGGUGGAUCGAUGAAUCCAGCCCGCUCCUUUGGGCCUGCAGUGGCUAGCGGGGACUUCCACGACAACUGGAUCUACUGGGUUGGACCACUCAUUGGCGGUGGCUUAGCCGGACUCAUCUAUUCCAAAGUGUUCAUGUGCCAUGAACAUGCUCCUCUCUCUAGUGACUUCUAA
Molecule: messenger RNA, 747 nt
Organism: Ilex paraguariensis (yerba mate)
Lineage: Eukaryota; Viridiplantae; Streptophyta; Magnoliopsida; Aquifoliales; Aquifoliaceae
Source: the annotation of a GenBank genome assembly